Messenger RNA from Trypanosoma grayi, 348 nucleotides. RefSeq lists its product as hypothetical. Lineage: Eukaryota; Euglenozoa; Kinetoplastea; Trypanosomatida; Trypanosomatidae. The transcript has a single exon. The coding region runs from base 1 to 348 and encodes 115 amino acids. The record is from RefSeq and is a predicted model, not a curated record.
AUGCCAAAGCCGCUGGGGAACGCACCGUUCUCUGGCGAGGCAAGCACCACAACAAAAGAGGGAAUUGUGCGUGUGCGGUUGCUGGCCGAGUUGUCGACGUUGCGUGAAAAACACAACAAGCUUCUCGCCGAGCGGCUAGAGCCUGAGCGGCAUCAUUCUCCUUCUGCAGGGUCCUCCUGUGAAGAUAAUGGGACAGGCCAGAGCCCGUUCCUUGGGAAAGCUGACCGUGACGCGAUAGAGGCUUUCUUUAGCAACUCCGAGGAUGACUUCACGCGGCAGUUUAACGAGGGCCUUGGGAAGCUGCAGCGUGGUGAGCUGCUGGACAAGAUAGCACGGCCUCCCCAAUGA